This is a messenger RNA of Acytostelium subglobosum LB1, 1395 nucleotides long. RefSeq lists its product as hypothetical. The transcript is spliced from 3 exons. Gene Ontology annotation, biological process: peptidyl-lysine monomethylation. Bases 1 to 1395 code for a protein of 464 amino acids. Gene Ontology annotation, molecular function: protein-lysine N-methyltransferase activity; protein binding. The record is from RefSeq and is a predicted model, not a curated record. Lineage: Eukaryota; Evosea; Eumycetozoa; Acytosteliales; Acytosteliaceae.
AUGAUGAAGUGGAUAGUUAUAGCAACGACAGUAGUUGUGUUGUUGACAUUUGUUGUGUCACCUGUAUGGUCUGAAGUUGGUGAUAUAGAGUUUAGAAUAGGUGGUGAAGGCGCUCAACAUGCAUUGCCACAUACAAGCUUUAAGAAGGAUAAGGAUGUCAAUAUCAAAUCAUGGACAACAUCAACAACAACAAAUACCAAAGGAAAGAAAACAGAUCAACUAUUAUUAGCAAGUGAUGAGAAGGGUGUCUUUGCCUCAAGAGAUAUCAAAGAGGGCGAGGAAAUAGUCAGCCUCUCAUGGUUCGACACAUUCUCAGCAGACAGAAUCAAAGCAGAGGACCCUUGGUUAUUUGAUCAGAUUGUCAAGUUGGAACUGAUUUCAGAGGAUGCAUUGGCUGUGGCUUUGUUGUAUUAUCGAUAUUGCAAGGAGGAGUUGUCGGAGGAUUACUCACAGUGGUUCUCGGCAUUCCCAGAGACUUUGAACACUGGUCUCUACUUUACAGAGGAAGAGAUUGAUCUGCUGCGUGGCUCCCCAGCAUACGUUCACAUCCAGGUGGUCAAGAGCGAGACCAAGCAGGUGUUUGAGAGACUGCGCAGCUCACUGUUUCAGAGCAAGCAGUUUGAGUUGUGCACAAUCACUUGGGAUCGCUUCAAGUGGGCCACAUCAAUCGUUACCUCGAGGAAGAUGUACACUGAUGCGCCAGGCGUCGACGAGCAGGGCAAUCCAGUGCUGACCGUUGUUCUGGCACCAUUUAUCGAUCACUUCAAUCACAAUGAGGAUGCACAGGCCGUCUACGACUUUGACCAUCAGAGUGCCACAAUCAAAGUGACCACCAUUCGUCCAGUGAAGAGUGGCGAGCAAAUCUUCUUCAAUUAUGGCAACCAAGACUGCAACAGUGAUCUCCUUGUCGACUUUGGCUUCAUUGAUCAAUCGCCAACAAGGAAGAACUGUGUCAACAUACUCAUCGAGGAGUUGGUAGAGACCAUGGCAAAGAAUGACCCCAAACUUAAGGAAAAGACAGAGAUACUUCAACAGUCAUUCGAGGAGAAUGGCAGGAUGAAGUUGUUUAAGGACUCGCUGACAGAGGAGUUGUUAAAGUUGAUCAAGUACUUGUCGUACAAGAAUCAGAGUCUGUUGCAUUUCUUGCAGAAGUUGGUCGAGCUCAAGAAGAACAACUAUCCAUCCACAUUGGAGGAUGAUCAAACAUUGGUGGCCACCGACACUUUCAAGAAUAUGUCCUAUCGCGCCAAGCUAGCAAUCAAGAUGCGUCUGCAAGAGAAGGAGAUACUUCGCGACAUUGGCAAGCUGAUCCAGGACCAAAUUGCCCAAACCGAGAAGCAAACAACAGACACAACAACAACUACAAACAGUGCCAAAGGAAGGGAUGAACUCUAA